Messenger RNA from Seriola aureovittata, 1823 nucleotides. RefSeq lists its product as uncharacterized. The record is from RefSeq and is a predicted model, not a curated record. NCBI's taxonomy places the organism in Eukaryota, Metazoa, Chordata, Actinopteri, Carangiformes, Carangidae. Bases 307 to 1053 code for a protein of 248 amino acids. Gene Ontology annotation, molecular function: peroxiredoxin activity. The transcript is spliced from 6 exons.
GCAUGAGGCCAGAACCAUAGACUGUCUGUAAAAAGGCAGGGACAGACAGCAGGCGUGACUCAGUACCGUACUGUGAUUGGAUUGUUUGUCUGGACGGUGAGCAACGAAGCGAAACAGAGAAAGAUUUUUAACAACAAGACGAGAGGUUAAUGCGGUAACUGACUUCCUUAAUCAUUCUGAGAAGACUAAAAACCAUCCGAGGUGACUGCUGGUGUUGACACUCCCUCUGGCUGCUCUUCUGCACUUUCCAGUCCGACGAGACGAAAUUAAAUCCAAAGAAACAGCCUGUUUUCUCAGCGGACUGACAUGGCGAAUAACCUUGUCGCCAAGUUGUUUCGUCGUCCUGUGUUCACACAGCUUGCGUCUCUCCGGUCCGGCUGCGUGUCCCGGCGGAGGGCGGCAGCGGCGGUGGCGGGGACCAGACAUUUCUCCAGCGACCCUCCACCGGAGAAAAUUAGUCGCUAUCCAGUUCCUUACAAGAAAGACUUACCUUAUGAUAUAGUGGAGCUCAUGGAGGAAGUGGAGUCUAAGGGAGGCUUUUUGCCAAAUGUCUUCAAAGUCCUCUCUCAUAGACCAGCAGAGUUCAGAGCUUUCUUCGCAUAUUACAAUGAACUAAUGAACAAGGAGACAGGCAGAUUAACCAAGGCAGAUCGUGAGCUGAUUGUCGUGGCAACCAGCAUCCACAACAAGUGUCUUUACUGUGUGGUAUCCCACAGUGCACUUCACCGAAUUUACUCUAAGAAACCCACUCUUUCCGAUCAGGUCGUUGUUAACUAUGAGAAUGCAGACCUGGGACCUCGGGAGCGUGCCAUGCUUGACUUUGCGCUGGCCGUGUGUCGCUGCGACGCCAUCACAGAACAGCACUUCCAGUCUUUGGAGGAAGUGGGUUUUGACCGUGAGGAUGCCUGGGACAUCGCUGCCAUUGCCGCCUUCUUUGCCAUGUCCAACCGGCUCGCCCAUCUCACCGACAUGAGGCCAAACCUAGAAUUUUACAAUAUGGGCCGUAUACCACGGGACAAGAGCGAGGACAAGGCAGGGGGAGAGAGCAAGUGAAAGGGGGGUAAUGUAACAGACAAGAUUAUAAGAGGUCAAAGGUCACAUGUGACAAUGUAACAUGUAACAUGUAACAAUAUGUUUCACACUGUAGUUAGAAGUGUCUCAUUUCCGUUUCAUAUUUUUGCUUUCCUUUCGCAUGUGAAAAACCUGAUCUUUUACAGCUUAUGUUGAAAUGAGGCGCAGUAUCAGAUCAACAGGUGUGACACCUGAAAGCAGUUAAAUUUGAACAUGAACACUGCAGUGAGUGUGUCCUGACAUCAUAACUCAGGCACUCCAGCAACUGUACUGACUCAGUGGUGACAUGGAUGACAGAUAGAGACUGACAUGAAAAGAAAGCAAAAUGAGCUCAUUGAUAAUUUAGUAAAUGUUUUAAUCCAAUCAAAAUUCUCAUACUGUAUGUGUAGUUCUCUUAAUGUGAAAACCUACAUGUGAAUGACUCUGGCCUUAAAAAACUGUGAUGAGUCAAAUGAUAAAAAAAGAAGUGCCAGCGGGACUGUCUGAGUUUCUGAGAUGUGUACGUUGCUGUUAACGACAGAUAUUGUUUUAUUCUUGGCAUGUGAUGGGGACAAGUUUAUAUUUUGCAAUUGUACAUUAAACUUAAUGAUUGUACUUCAUGAGAGAAUUUACAAAAUAUCACAGUUGUGCUUUAACUCCCAUAACAAGGGUUUGUUUGUAUAUUAAAACCUAUGAAAAAUAAUCACCUGCGAUUCAGAAUCUCAUGGCAGCUCUUUAUUUCCUUGUUUAGGAAAUAAAUAGAAAGAACUCUU